This is a messenger RNA of Tachysurus fulvidraco (yellow catfish), 7576 nucleotides long. It is a transcript of the gene pcnx2, whose product is annotated as pecanex 2. The transcript is spliced from 35 exons. Gene Ontology annotation, cellular component: membrane. The coding region runs from base 436 to 6522 and encodes 2028 amino acids. Lineage: Eukaryota; Metazoa; Chordata; Actinopteri; Siluriformes; Bagridae. The record is from RefSeq and is a predicted model, not a curated record.
AGAGCUGGACCGCAGAGUAGAGGUGGGGGAGCAUGAUUCAUUCAGGAGGGCAGAAAGGAACAUCACAUACCAAACACUCAUCAUCAUCAUCAUCAUCAUCUCUCUCUCUUUCUCUCUACAUACACACACACACACACACACACACACACACACACACACACACACACACACACACACACACACACACAAACACGCACGCACACCAGGAAGAUGGUGCCCAGCUUGCACCGCACAGCAUCAUUCCUACAAUAAUGGAACACCAAGACGACGACAAGAUGACUAGACGUAAAGCCGACAAAUUACGAAAUCCUCUAUCAUAAACACCCGCAACAUGUAGGGGACUAAUUCAUUCACCUCGGGAAAAAAUCGUGGAGAUGGCGGUGAGGGUAUUUUAUUUUAUGGAAUGAUCUGGUUUUAGUCUUUGCCUUGGCGACGAUGGGCUCCCAGGUGCUUCAGACGUUCCGACAGGGGGUGUGGGCUUCCCUGACCGGCGGAUGGUACCACGAUCCCGAGCAGAGUAAAUUCAACAACUCCUGCCACCUUUAUCUGUGGCUCUUCUUGCUCAUGUUGCCUCUGUCCUUGCAUCUGGCUCUUCCACCUACCAGUCUGUCCCUCAGUAUUUACUGCACCUCAGUGACCAUUUUCUUCAUCCUCAUUAAGAUGGUGAACUAUCGUCUUCACGUGAUGUUCGAUGAAGGUGAAAUCGUACCUCGAAACAGUGUGUCUGACAUCAGCAAAGGUGCAGAAAAAAAGAGUAAUGCCUCAGACACCUGUCGUCCAGCCAGCCUGAGGAAGAGCAGCACAGUACCUGAUGGUGUUGCGAUGGCAGUAUUGACCAGAAAUAGGCCAAGUCCAGUUAUCCAAGUCACAGUAAAGCAGACUGAAACAGACACUGGACUGAUUGGGGAGUGCUCAAAAAAGGACUCAAAGAACACAGAGGGCCAAGAUGAAACAUCCUCUCAGAAGAAGUGUAAGGAAAGAACGGAGGCUGAGGAAAAACUGACCCCUGAAGAUGCAUUUAGUCCUAAUACUGACCAAUCAGCCCCACUCUUACAGUCAGAGCAGAGACAGCCCACCCAAGAGGACACGGCUGAUGAAGGCCUGCCGCCUUCUAGAAGCAGUGAAGAGGAGAGGAUCCAAGAAGAAGCUGAGAAAGAGACACCUCCACUUACGGACCCCAACAAUAUUGGUAGCCAGACGUUAGAGGACAAUGAGGUUGAGGAGGAAGAAAAGCCUGAGGAGACCUACUGCUCAGAUGAAAUCUCUGUGGUACUGGUUGACAAUUCUGGUUUAGCGACCUGCUUGGAUGAGAAUGAUACAGUAAAGAUCAUCAUCACAAUGAGCUGUGACCCUCAAACAGCAGCAGAGCUGGAGGAGUCAGUCAGGAUCAGCCUCAUGGAGUCAGCUCAAUCCCGCCUGGCUCAGCAAGACCAGAUGGGGGAUUCUCCUGUCAAAAUCCCAGUUAUAACCUUCGACUCACCUCGAGAGGAGGACGAAAGCUGCGUCAAAGAAUAUAAAGAAGGGAGAACAAUUUCUAAUGAAUUAUCCAAUCAGGAACAGUCUGUGGUUCAGGAAAUUCAAGAAUUAAAUGAGCCAGUUUGGUCCCAUUCUGCCAAUCAGCAAACAUUGUCCAUUGAACAUGAGGUAGAGAAUCUCAGUCCAAUCACUAAUAACAGCUCCUCGGGCAUUGAUGUGCGUUCCCAUCAAGAUGAGAGUGAGCACGCUGAGCUGAAGUCAGACACUGAUGGAUUCUUGCAAAUCCCUUCUGGCAUGGGGAGGUUUGGUGGAGGAGGAAGGAUGCAUGCAAGAGGACUUAGCAUUGACAGUGGAAGGGACGCUGUCCUGAUUGGCCAUCGAGCCAAAUCCAAGCUGCAGACUAUGACCUCAUCUAAGUCGGACUUGGAGGAUAAGGAUGGCCAGUUGCCCAAUGAGACUAACUUUGUGGAGUUUGUUUCAAUGCUGGAGUCCAUUAGCGGUACCAGAAGUGGGGGCAGGAAUCAGAGAGAGGAUGAGCAGAAGGAGGAGCAGAAAACUAAAACAGAUGAGGACACUAAAAUGGUGGGGAAGAUCAUAGAAAGCUCAGAUGAGGCUGGACAGAAAGGCCCUAUAAACCCUCCGAACAGUCUACAGACUACAGACACACUGCAUGGCCUUCCAGAGAAACAGAUUCCCAUCGUCUCUCCAGACAGUCCCCAGACAGAUAAAGAGAGGGAUCCGGACUAUGACUCGCUGCCUUCUCAGACAUCUCAAUCAGAGAGCUCAAUGCUACAGGUUAUCUGUAGACCAGAAGCAACAUCUAAAGAGGAGGCCUACACUUUCCACACAGUGCACAGGGACAGACCUCGAAAGCUGUACAAUGAAAGAGCGCUAAAUUUACCUCUCGGAGCUGAACUCAUCACGGGAAACAUAUGUGAUCUCCUUUCCACGUCCUCCAACUCUGAGUGCCAGGAUGGGUUAGUGGGUGGGCAUCCUGAUUGUCCGUUUCAGCGCCGCAUCAUUCCAGCUCACAGGAUUCGGCCAAGGAGGACACACCCUGAGAUCUUUCAGGAAGAGGAUUCUCUUGACGACUCUUCUGACACGACCACUGAGGAGAAGCCGUCCCGGAAGCUCUACUAUAAGCUAAAAGUUUUUCCUGGGAAAUGGAUCAACAUCUUGUACGAUCGGCUGACUUUAAUGGCGCUGUUGGACAGGAAUCAGGACUGGAAGGAGAACAUGGCUGCUGUGUUUUUAGCGUUCCUGGUUGCUUUUCUGGGCUUUGUGCUACUAAACCAGGGUUGCUUUAAGGACUUCUGGGUUUUCCAGUUUUGUCUCGUCAUGGCUAGCUGUCAGUACUCGUUAUUAAAGAGUGUCCAGCCGGACGCUGCAUCACCUACUCAUGGGCAUAAUCAAAUUAUUGCCUACAGUCGAGCUGCAUAUUUCUGCAUGUUCUGUGGCCUUAUUUGGAUUCUGGAGUUGAAACUGAAAAGAUCAGACCUUCCUGUGUUCACCUUAUACGGCAUUCCGAUUGUCAUGUCUGACAUGCUCCGAUUUGUACAAGACAUUUUAAUUGGCUUUACAUACUGCUUUCCGAUAACCUUCCUCCUCGGUCUGUUCCCACAAAUCAACACAUUUGUUAUUUACAUUCUCGAGCAAAUUGAUAUACACUUCUUUGGUGGAACAGCUGCAACUGGUCUCCUCUCAGCCGUCUACUGUAUAGGGAGGAGUCUGUUGGUGUUAACGUUUCUGUACGGAUUCGGUCUCGGUGCACUGAAGGAACCUUGGAACGAGCAGCACAUCCCAGCGCUGUUCUCUGGGUUUUGUGCUCUACUGGUAGCCCUUUCAUAUCAUCUCAGCCGACAAAGCAGUGACCCCUCUGUACUGUUUGCUUUGUUUAAAUCCAAAUUCAUGCCAGCCUUGGGGGAAGAUGAGAUUGAGGAAGAGCCUUUUGAGGAUGAAGAUCCUCUUCCAAAAAAGCUCCAGAGCUCAGUGAGACAGAUACUGAUCUCUGACCUGGCUAUGUGUACCGUCGCUUCAGUUUUGACUUUUGCUGUUACUGCCAGUACUGUCUUCCUGUCUUUAAGGCCCUUUGUCACUAUAGUGCUGUAUGCUCUGGCAGCAACUGUGGGUUUCGUCACCCACUAUAUCAUCCCUCAGUUACGCAAACAUCAUCCCUGGUUGUGGAUCUCUCGACCAGUGCUUAAGACUAAAGAGUACUCCCAGUUUGAGCCCACAGAGGAUGCUCAGCUGAUGUGGUUCGAGCGGCUCUAUGUAGGGCUCUUGAGUUUUGAGAAGUAUGUUGUUUACCCUGCCAUUGUGCUCAGUGCCCUUACUAAUGAUGGCUUUGCCCUCAGCCACCGGAAAAAGCUGGGUAUACACUGUGAUGUCUUAUUGAUGACAGUUGCUGGGAUGAAGCUUCUGCGCUCGUCCUUCUGCAACCCCAGCUACCAGUUCCUCACGCUCAUCUUCACCAUCGUUUUCUUCGAGUUCGACUACAGCAGGGCUUCAGAGACCUUCCUGCUCAACUUCUUCCUCAUGUCCAUAGUCUUCCACAAGCUUUGGGAUCUUAUGCACAAGCUGCACUUUGUUCUAGUCUACAUUGCUCCCUGGCAGAUAGCAUGGGGCAGCGCCUUUCACGCCUUCGCCCAGCCCUUCGCUGUGCCACAUUCUGCUAUGCUGUUGGUUCAGACAUUAAUCACCACCGUCUUUUACACUCCACUGAGCCCGUUUCUGGGCAGUGCCAUUUUUAUCACAUCCUACCCACGUCCUGUCAAGUUUUGGGAGAGAAACUACAACACAAAACGUAUUGACAAUUCCAACAGCAGACUGAUGUCUCAGAUUGACAAGGAUACCGGCUGUGAUGAUAAUAAUUUAAACUCAAUCUUUUACGAGUACCUGACACGUUCACUGCAGCACUCUCUGUGUGGGGAUCUGCUGCUGGGCCGAUGGGGGAACUACAGCACAGGCGACUGUUUCAUACUGGCCUCCGAUUACCUCAAUGCUCUCAUCCACCUCAUCGAGGUCGGCAACGGACUCGUCACCUUCCAGCUGAGGGGGCUCGAGUUCAGGGGCACUUACUGUCAGCAGCGGGAGGUUGAGGCCAUUACUGAGGGCGUGGAGGAGGAUGAGGGCUGUUGCUGCUGUGAACCGGGUCACCUGGCCCACGUCCUCUCAUGUAAUGCUGCGUUUAAUCUGCGCUGGCUUGCUUGGGAGCUCACCACCACCAAGUACGUGCUUCAAAGCUACAGCAUCAGUGAGAACAACGCAGCCACAAUGCUGCAGCUCUACGACCUUCGCAAACUGCUCAUCACCUACUACCUCAAGAGUAUCAUCUACUAUCUGGUGAUCAACCCAAAGCUACAGACGUGGCUUAAGGAGCAGUCGAUCCAUGAGGCCCUGCAGUCCUACAGUAAAUGGCACUACAUAGAGAGAGACCCAGUGGUGUUCAGCGUUAAGAUCGACGAAGACUAUGUCCACUGCCUACAAGGCGUCACUAGGGCCAGCUACUGCAACGUCUAUCUGGAAUGGAUACAGUACUGUGCCAGCAAGAUGGAACAACCAGUGGACUGUGAUGAAGAUUCUCUGCUUGUCACAUUGUGUUUUGCUCUGUCCGUCCUGGGCAGGAGAUCUCUAGGCACUGCAUCGCAUAAUAUGUCCAACAGCUUGGAGUCUUUCUUGUACGGCUUCAGCACUUUGUUUAAAGGAGAUUUCCGCAUCUCUUCCAAGGACGAGUGGGUCUUCGCUGACAUGGACCUGCUCCAGAAGGUGGUUGCACCAGCGAUUAGGAUGAGCCUCAAACUUCAUCAGGAUCACUUCACGAGUCUGGAGGAGAGCGAGGAGCCGGCCGUGCUGUACGAGGCCAUCAGUACUUACAGGAGCUCGCUGGUGAUAUGUGACGAGAACGACCCGGCAUGGAGGAAGGCCGUGCUGUCUAGCAGAGAUACGCUGCUGACCCUACGUCACACACUGGACGACGGCAACGAUGAGUACAAGAUCAUCAUGCUGUAUAAACGCUACCUCAGCUUUAAAGUCAUCAAGAUCAAUAAAGAGUGUGUGCGUGGGCUAUGGGCAGGACAGCAGCAAGAGCUCAUCUUCCUGCGUAACCGUAAUCCAGAGCGAGGAAGCAUCCAGAACUCAAAGCAGGCAUUGAGGAACAUGAUCAACUCGUCAUGCGACCAGCCGCUGGGAUACCCCAUGUUCGUGUCUGCCCUCACCACCUCAUACGCAGGAACACACAAGCACACGGGCAGCAUCUGGGGCGGCACGCUCAGCCUCCAGGGCAUCCGCACGUGGCUCUGCUCCCGGUGGCUCCGUGUAAGGAAGGACAAUCUGACGAGUUGUAACAGUGGCGUGAACAUGGAAGACGUGGACUGUGCUGGAUCGUCUGUUAGUCAAACUCACAACUCUGUCACCUCCCAAAGCGCCAGCACACACCAGCCGCAUCCACGCAGCUCACGCACCCGACACCACAGUACAGGACGUCGAGAGUAUCGCAGUGGCUCAGUGCAGCCUCAGUGCCAGCGAGCUCCAGUCACCAGUCGCUCCGGUCCUAUUCUGGAUGUCCAGCAGGGCUCAGGCUCUAACGGCGUGGUCCAGCGCCUAUCCAACAGUCAGCUGUCCUUCAACACCUCCUCCAUCGCCUCUGUUUUCUCCCAGGUGCCACGUGUGUCUGCGGCAGGUGUCGUGCUCUCGGGUCAGCCACGCUGCAGUCAGGCCUCCUCCUCCAGCUCCACUCUCAGCCUGCUGUUCGGGAAACGUAGCUUCUCCAGCGGCCUCGUCAUGUCCGGUCUCUCUGCUGCUGAGGGAGGAAACAGCAGUGACACACAGUCAUCAAGUUCUGUCAAUAUCAUCACCCCGGGACCAUCAGUACGCCACACACACACACAGCGGACAUCAGAAGCAUAUGAGAGUAUAGACGCCACUUUCACCGUGACUUCAGGGCCAAAAGACAACACAGCAUCCGGGGAGAAGAGCCAGGAAGGAACCGGCUCAGGAUCGGGCACGGGCUCAGGCUUUUACGAGAAGUCGGAGCAGAAAACCACCUGAGAGCCUCUCAGCAUCUGAACACAACUCACAAAGACAUGAUUUAUAUACAAAAUCAUUGUAAAGGUUUGAUAUUGAAGGUACAUUAGUGGUACGAGGUAGUUAACAUUCCAGUAAGACUGUGUGGAGUUGGAGUAGAUCUGUGUAGAAGAUCUGAGUGCUGAAAGUCUUCAGUGUGACUAGAACUCUGGAUGUCCUGUGGGACUGCGAUCAGGAGAUGAUGUGCUCAAGAUACAUUGGAUUUUUUUUAUUCAAAUGCUUUAUCCUGGUUAAGGGUGGAACUGGGGAGGCUGUACCAGGAACACUGGGGACAAAUACACUCUGAAUGGGAUACCAGUACAUUCCAUACACACACACACACACACACACACACACACACACACACACACACACACACACACACACACACACACACACACACACUCACUAUAAACUACAGGGAUUUUUUUAAGAGGUUGGAAGUAAAUGGAGAACAAAGAGAAACCACUUACAUAUACACACAAACACACACAUACAUUAACUACAGGGAUGUUUUUAAGAGAUAGGAAGUAACUGGAGAAAACACACACAUACACACACUACAGGGAUGUAUUUGGAGAGGUUGGAAAAAAAUAGAAAACGAAGUGUAAACACGCACACUCACACACACACACACACACACACACACACACACACACACACACACACACACACACACACACACUCAACUCACACACACACACUCAACUCACACACACACACUCACCUCACACACUACAGGGAUGUUUUUUAAGAGGUUGGAAGUAACUGGAGGACUAAGAGAAAACACACACAGAUAUACACACACACACACACACACACACACACACACACACACACACACACACACACACACACACACACUCAACUCACACACACACACUCAACUCACACACUACAGGGAUGUUUUUUAAGAGGUUGGAAGUAACUGGAGGACUAAGAGAAAACACACACAGAUAUACACACACACACACACACACACACACACACACACACACACACACACACACACACACACACACACACACACACACACACA